AAACUGCAGAGAAAUACAGUUCACAUCGCAGAUAACUAAAAAAUACAAUGAACUUUGUAGGCAUAUUCUCUGCAAUAUUAUUACUCUUUGGUUUUGUACAGGGACAAAAGGAUCCAAUCUGCAAGAAUGAUCCUGUGGCCACGGGAGAAUGUAAGCAGAUGAUUUCAGGAUACACGUUUACACCGGAAAAUAAUAGUUGUUCCAGCCAUUCUGCCAAUGCCUGUAAAGUCACUGGCAAUUUUUUCAUUACACGGCAACAGUGCGAGGAAAAAUGUAGGGAUGACUUCUCAUGGAGCAAAUUUAUCCUUCAAGGCUACAGUGCCAUGUUCCAGCUUCAGGAUAACUUUUUAAAUCUAAUGAGACGAAUUUCUUAAGUAAAUUAGUUAAUAAAUUUAUUUAUGUGACUAACACAUUUUGAACAUUAUGAAUUUAACAAAAUAAUUCAUAUAUAAACAAAGUGAAUUACAAAUAAACAAAGAAACAUGUUAUAUAUAAAAAUGUA
Drosophila rhopaloa is the source of this 502-nucleotide messenger RNA. It is a transcript of the gene Sfp24Bc, whose product is annotated as kunitz-type serine protease inhibitor C6. The transcript is spliced from 2 exons. Gene Ontology annotation, molecular function: serine-type endopeptidase inhibitor activity. NCBI's taxonomy places the organism in Eukaryota, Metazoa, Arthropoda, Insecta, Diptera, Drosophilidae. The coding region runs from base 48 to 374 and encodes 108 amino acids. The record is from RefSeq and is a predicted model, not a curated record.